AUGCAGCAGCAACAACAGCAGCAGCAGCCGCAGCAGGGCGCUGCAGGGGCACCAAACCCCAGCCAAGGGCAGCAGCAGGCGCAGGCAGCCGUGGCCGCGGCGGCCUCGGCGCAGCAGAUGGCGGCGGCCGCCAGCGCGCAGCAGGCGGCAGCGCUAGCGGCGAUGCUGCCUGCGGCGGCCGCGGGCGGCGCACGCCCCGCGCUGGCGCUGCACCCAGCCCUGGCAGCCAUCCAGGGCAAUCAAGGCCUCACCAUGCUUCCGAUGGCAGGGCCGGCAGGCACCUUCACUUUUGCCGCCCGCCCCGGCAUGCCCCAGCCCUUCUUCUAUCCCGCCGUGCCGCAGCCGGUGGCGCCAUUGGCGCCCUCGCCGUCUGCCGCAGCCGCAGCGGCGGCAGCAGCAGCCCGCCGCCCCAGCAGCCGCCCCGGCAGCCGCUCUUCCUCGGCUGCGGCCGCCGGCAAGAAGCAUUGCAACUGCAAGAACUCGCGCUGCCUCAAGCUCUACUGUGAGUGCUUUGCCUCGGGCCGCUACUGCGACGGCUGCAACUGCCUGAACUGCUACAACAACCGCGAGCACGAGGCCACGCGGCAGUCGGCGGUGGAGGCGAUACUGGAGCGCAACCCAAACGCAUUCCGGCCCAAGAUUGCGCCCGGGGCGGACAACCGCCGGGCUGGCGGUGCGCGGCACAACAAGGGGUGCAACUGCAAGAAGAGCGGGUGCCUGAAGAAGUACUGCGAGUGCUUCCAAGCAGGCAUCGUGUGCAGCGAGAUCUGCAAGUGCCUUGACUGCAAGAACUAUGAGGGCAGCGAGGCGCGGGACGCGCUAGUGUCGCCUCAGGGCGAGCGCCAGGGCUCCCCCGUGGGGCUGCGCCGCACAUCCCGCACAAUCUCUCCUUCAGGGCCAGGCGCGCGGCCAGGCUUCGCAUCGCCGGGCGCGGCCGCGCCUGCCGCUGCAGCAGGAAGCGGCUCCCUGCCCAGCCUGGCGCAGCUGCAGCAGGCGCAGGCGGCCGCGGCGGCGCAGGCGGUGGCGGCGCAGGCGGCGGCGGGGCAGCCCGCAUCGCUGGCGGCCGAGCAGAAGCAGCAGGUGGCGCGGGAGGUGGUACGGGAGGUGGUCAAGCCGGAGCUGGUGGAGAAGCUGGCCAUGCUGCUGAUGCUGGUAUCCCAGGAGGAGCACGAGCGGCGGCAGCUGCCCACGCCCUCGCCCUCCCACUCGGCAGCAGCGGCGGCGACCCAGCGGGAGGCAGAAGGAGGCGCACAGGCUGCAUCGCCCGGCAGCAGCCCCGCUGGUGCUGCUGGCGGCGGCGCGGGGGAGGAUGAGGCCGCCGCCAUGGAUGUGGACAUGGCACAGCAGGCGGCGGCGGAGGCGGCGGGCGGCGCUGCCGGGAAGGAGGAGCCGGCGGAGCAGGCGCCGGCGGCGGAUGCGGCCCUUGUGAAGCUGGAAAGCAUGGAUGUGGAUACCGGAGCGGAGGCGGCGGUCGUUGGGCCCGCGACGGCGGAGCAGCGGGACGCGGCGGCACCCGCUGCAAACGGCGGCGCGGGCGAGGAGGAGGCCGAGGAGAUGGGGCUGUACGCUGCUCAGGAGCGGCUGGUGCUCACAGAGUUUAGAGACACAAUGCAGAUGAUCUCUCGUCUGGUGGGAGAGAAGGUGGAGAAGAAGGUGCAGCAGGCGCAACAGGCGCAGCAGGCGCUGCUGCCCACAUCGCAGCAGGGCACGCCCAGCGUGGUGGGCAUGGCGCCGCUGCCGCAGCUCAGGCCAGCAGCGCAAGCCAGCCAGCCCGGCAGCGCGGGCAUGUUCAUGCCCGGCCAGCCCCAGCUGGUGCUGCUGCCCCCCGCGCUGAUGGCGCAGCAGCUGGCGGCGGCGGGGCAGACCGCCAACGCGCUGGGCAUGGCGAUGACCCUGCAGCAGACGCCGCAGGGCUUCCAAGCGGUCUACAAAUCCAUGGAUCCCCAGCAGGCUGGCGCCGCCGCCGCUCCCGCAGCAGCAGGCGCGCCGGCAGGCACGCCUGUGUUGCAGCCGCUGCAGCUGCCGCCGCUGCCGCAGCCGCAGCCGCAGCAGGCGCAGCAGCAGGAGGCGGCGGCCACCCCUGCCGUCGACGACGGCGGCACGCAGUAG
Molecule: messenger RNA, 2109 nt
Organism: Chlorella variabilis
Lineage: Eukaryota; Viridiplantae; Chlorophyta; Trebouxiophyceae; Chlorellales; Chlorellaceae
Exons: 9
Coding region: 1-2109 (702 amino acids)
Biological process (GO): regulation of DNA-templated transcription
Cellular component (GO): nucleus
Source: RefSeq, a predicted model, not a curated record